AUGGAAUCGAAACUUUCAAGUCGUAUCGGUAGUAACCAUGUUCAAUCCAUGCUUGGAAAAUCAUUAAGUUUCAAUGAGGUGAAGGUGAAGACAAGGUUGCAAUCUCUCAGUUUAAAAAGGCCUGCUUCUGAUCCAAAAGGAAUGGAUCCAAAUGGUAGCGGGAACAUGCUGCUUGAAGAAUCUUCAAGCUCGGAGAAUCCUACCUUUGUUGAAACAGAGAGCUUUAUGAAAUCGAAUAAUGAUAAGGUCGAUAACACCGUGGAAAACCAGGGUUCGAACUUCGCAGAGAACGGUGGAAGACAACACCAGGCUGCAUUAAGGUUGCAGAAGGUGUACAAGAGCUUUCGGACAAGGAGGAAACUAGCAGAUUGCGCUGUUGUUGCUGAGCAGAAAUGGUGGGAGUUGUUAGACUUUGCUGAACUUAAGCGAACCUCUGUAUCCUUCUUCGAAAUAGAAAAACAGAAGACCGCCGUUUCGCGGUGGUCUCGAGCUAGGACGAGAGCCGCCAAAGUCGGAAAAGGAUUGUCUAAAGAUGAAAAGGCUAGAAAGCUUGCUUUGCAGCAUUGGCUCGAGGCGAUUGAUCCAAGGCAUCGUUAUGGUCAUAAUCUCCAAUUUUAUUACACCACAUGGCUUCAAUGUGAAAGUCAACAGCCAUUUUUCUAUUGGCUUGAUAUCGGAGAUGGGAAAGAAAUCAGUCUCGAAAAGUGCCCUCGAUCAAAGCUUCAACAGCAAUGCAUCAAAUAUCUUGGUCCUGCGGAAAGGGAUUCCUUUGAAGUGGUGAUAAGGAAAGGGAAGUUAGUUUACAAGCAGAGCUGGCAUGUUGUGGAUACCACUGGUGGACCAAGAGAUGCCAAGUGGAUUUUUGUUCUUAGUGCAUCCAAGACUUUGUAUGUAGGAAUGAAGAACAAAGGCACCUUUCAGCAUUCGAGUUUUUUGGCUGGCGGAGCAACGUUGUCUGCCGGAAGACUGAUCGUGGAAGAUGGUGUUUUGCGGGCGAUCUGGCCUCACAGCGGACACUAUCUCCCGACUGAAGAGAAUUUCCUAGAGUUCCUUUCGUUUCUUCAAGAACACAAUGUUGAUCUCACUAAUGUCAAGCAAUUCUCUUCUGAAGAUGAUGAAGCCUUUAGCAGUAAGAAUAUUAUGGUUCAGGGCAAUGCUCCUGAACAGGAAGGCUCCAAGCACAUUGAGGAAACAAAUAAUGAGAACUCAAUUCAGGCCAACGCUGAGCUUGAUUCUGAUGCAACCCAAAAUGUUAAUAUAUCCAUGUCAAGAUGGUCUCGGGAAUUAAUCUCGAAAAUAAGAGCACUUGAAAUAGCAUCAAGUGAUGAUGAGGUCGACAUCUGCGAGACCGGUGAGCCUCCGGAACCCGCUGCGGAAGGCGGUAUUGAAAUAUCGGAAGAAUGUUUAUCCGAAGAACCAAAGACAUAUCAACUAGCUCAACUGUUGUCAUGCAAGUGGUCAUCAGGCGCGGGGGCGCGCAUUAGCUGCAUGAGGGACUAUCCUUCCGAGCUUCAGAACCGGGUUUUAGAGGAUGCACUCCUCUCCCAAACGACAAACAGUGCCGGUGCAUCUCCUCGGACACCGUCGUUUUUUAGCCCCGUUGCGUCAACUCGAUCGUUACGUAAAGGAACAAGUUUAUCUAUGAUUUGUUCACUUGAACACGUUCCCAUAGCAACCGUGGGAAUGGGAAAAAGCAAAAGCAUGUGCUGUUUUGAAAUACUUGUGUGAUUCUGGUUUUGGUUGGAGCAGAAGAUA
Messenger RNA from Hibiscus syriacus, 1755 nucleotides. Its product is annotated as IQ domain-containing protein IQM6-like. The coding region runs from base 1 to 1728 and encodes 575 amino acids. NCBI's taxonomy places the organism in Eukaryota, Viridiplantae, Streptophyta, Magnoliopsida, Malvales, Malvaceae. The transcript is spliced from 7 exons. The record is from RefSeq and is a predicted model, not a curated record.